Messenger RNA from Cuscuta campestris, 472 nucleotides. The record is from the annotation of a GenBank genome assembly. NCBI's taxonomy places the organism in Eukaryota, Viridiplantae, Streptophyta, Magnoliopsida, Solanales, Convolvulaceae.
CGCCUCGUUCUCCAUGCUCACAGUCUUAAAGACCUUGACAUAUCAAGAAGCCGUUGGGGGUGCCAAAUAACAGACAAUGGACUGUGUCGAUUGUCCAUGGCGAAAUGUAUAAGCAAACUGUCGUCUGUGUCGCUGUGGGGAACGACAGGGAUCACAGAUCAAGGCGUUGUUCAACUGAUUUCUAGGGCAGUCUCCCUAAAACAUCUGAACAUUGGAGGGACUUUUAUAACAGACACAUCUUUGUUUGCCAUCUCAGACAGUUGCCCGCAUUUACAGGUGACCUUUACUAAGGGAUGGUGCCCCAAAGAAAAGUUGGUUUCCUCGUAAUGCUUAUUACUCCCUCCGUCCAUGUAUGAUCUUCCCAUUACGCGUUACGAGGCUUGACUGACUUUAUUUUCAAUUCAAUUUAAUUGAUUAUAGGAGUAAAAAUUUUAAAACAAAAUUUAUAUAGUAAUAAACUACAUGAAAAGUU